AUGUUUUUUCCAAUGGUUAAGUUAGCAAUACAUGGUUAUGAAAUUUUGAUACUGAGUUUAGCUAGUCCAAUAAUAAUGGGAUCAAAGUUGAUAAGCAUGACUGUAGAAUGUGGAACUGGAAAAUUUCUUAUUCGUUUGCUUGUUAUUAGUAGUUUGUUAUCGUUUCAAUUUGAAGAACCUUUAAUUCGAUUGUUACUAUUGUCAUUUGGUACAUGUGUGGCAAUGCUUGAUUUGUGUUCAAGUUUAAGUGCAAAAUAUUACUGUUACAGAUCGAUCGUUGUAUGGGCGUUAAUAUGUAGUCUUUUCUUUUUUCUCAGUGCGAGAGUUUAUUUCAAUAGUCUUAUACCGGCAUGGUCUGGGAUUUUUAUGAAUCUCGGUCACUUUUUGGUAGGUUUUGCAGUUUUAUUUGAUCAGUUUAUAAGAGAUCGUACUAUGUGGCAAUUGUUACCAUCUUUCGAAUAUCAAACAUACAAUGAAAUUGAUCCACUGAUGCCAACGUUGGGCUUCAGUCUAUUCCGUGUUUCACCUCGUGAUGCUAUCUUUCAAUCCAACUGGCUAUUGAUUGGUAUCGGUUUUGGAAGUUUAUUGUUUAACUUAAACUGGGUUUUUGGUGAAUUAUCUGUUGUCUCACGUUGGGCGUCACAUGAUUUCCCGAAUCAAGGUCUCAAUCCUAUACCAUAUGGUAGUCUUCUUGUUUGGAUAUUCUUAUUUUGUGGUGUAGUCACUGUUAAACGACUUGAUAUUGUUACAAAUCGGUGGUGGGCCUCUGUGGGACUCAUUUCUUAUUUUGUACUUUACUUUGGACGUGGCUUACUUUCCUUUGUUGGUGGUCUUGGUCUGAGUUUGUUUAUUGGUUCUGUUAUUCCAUUAUUAUUUGAUAAAAUUGCACGAGGAUUAUCUGCUCGUAUAAUUGUUGUAGCAUCAAUAAUUUAUAUAUUACAAAUUAUCUAUGCUGUUUGGACAUCUGCAUAUAAUUUUGUACCGUUUGGAGGAACAUUAACGAGAGAAACAUCAUACAUUCUCGUAUUUUUAAAUUUUUUUGGAAUUUAUCUAGGCGUUUAUACAGCAAAACACAAUUUAUGCACACUCGUUCGAGGUCGAUUAUUGUCAAUUGAACUUCCAAAUCGUUAUAUAUGGAGCGAUGCGGAUGUCAUUGGUUUAUUAGAGACAGACACUGCUAAACCAUUUUUUGGUAAUACAGAUUUAACGUCUUAUCUCAGUGAAAAGCUACACAUGUUCGCCGAUUUUGGACCAUCAUCAAAAGAUCAUACAUGGGGGUGCAUUAUUCUAUCCAAAUAUCCGAUUGUCAAGUCAAAACAUUAUCUAUUACCAUCACCAGAAGGCGAAUUAGCACCAGCAAUCCACGCCACUCUUCAAACGGCCACAAAAAUGAUUGAUGUAGUUAUUGUACAUAUGGGCAAUGAUAGAGAUGAUCUUGAUCGAAGAUUACAAGCACAAAAACUGAAAGAUAUAAUGAAAAGUAGUAAUAAUCCUCUUAUAUUUCUUGGUUACAUCACAUCAGCACCAUUCAAUCGUGACUACACUGCAUUAACAUCGGCUGCUAAAGAUAUUGAUUCUACUGACACGGAUCGCUGGUGUGAAUAUAUUUUGUACAAAAAUCUCAUACGAGUUGCUUAUGCUCGAAUUACGCAUGCUGGUUUAACAGAUACAGAAAUCCAAGUAGCAAAAUUUAAAAUACCUACUUCAGAUACGUACGAAGAUAAUCCGAUUGUUACAACAGAUCCUUCUGCCAUACAAAAUCGAUCAUUGCUGUUUAAUUCCAAAUUUGGACAAUUUUACCGAGGACACGGACAUUUCAAUUCUCAUCGAUUUCAUAUGGAUACUCCAAAAUAUUUUCUGCCGAAAGAUAGAGCAAGUCAGUGUCGAGAAAAUGGCACGUGCUAA
Didymodactylos carnosus is the source of this 1905-nucleotide messenger RNA. Lineage: Eukaryota; Metazoa; Rotifera; Eurotatoria; Philodinida; Philodinidae. The record is from the annotation of a GenBank genome assembly.